AUGUAGUAAUAAGGAUAAUAAAUGGAAGGUGAACAAUAGUAAAGUAUUUGUGAAGACUAUUAUAUUAUUAAAACACUUGGUGUAGGAAAAUAUGGCAAGUAGGAACUUUAAAAUUAUAGAAUAGGGUUAAAUUGGGGCAGAAAGCAUAAAACCUUGCUGCUUUGAAAUUUUUCAAGUUUGAGAAUGAAUAAUAAUAAUAAAAUCAAAUACAAUAACUACUAAGAGAGACCUAAAUAUUAUAAAAGCUUAAUCAUCCAAACAUUAUCAAAUUAAUAAAGUAUAGUGAGUAACUUAAAUAUACUGUAUAAUUAUUGUCUAAAUUAGCAAAAAAAUGGUACAAUUACUUAUAAAAUGGGUUUGAUCUUNUAAAUUUUUGAAGAAAAUGAUAGAAUAACAAAAAUUCAUAAAAAUAAAUAUAAAGUAAUAAUAAAAUUUUUAUUAAAUUUAGCUUGAUGUUGAUAUUCUAGAUGAAGAAAGUGAUGUGAAAUAUAAAAUUUAGAUAGAAUUAUGUGAUAUUGGAGAUGAAAUGUUGAGAGUUGAUGUUCUUAAUUUUGGAUAUGACCCAAUAGAUUUCAAUUAAACUCUUGAUCUUCUUAGAUAAAAGAUAUAAGAAUAAUAAUCUUGA
Molecule: messenger RNA, 625 nt
Organism: Paramecium sonneborni
Lineage: Eukaryota; Ciliophora; Oligohymenophorea; Peniculida; Parameciidae
Source: the annotation of a GenBank genome assembly